This is a messenger RNA of Strongylocentrotus purpuratus (purple sea urchin), 1016 nucleotides long. RefSeq lists its product as uncharacterized. The transcript is spliced from 2 exons. NCBI's taxonomy places the organism in Eukaryota, Metazoa, Echinodermata, Echinoidea, Camarodonta, Strongylocentrotidae. The coding region runs from base 39 to 458 and encodes 139 amino acids. The record is from RefSeq and is a predicted model, not a curated record.
UAUUAAUAAACUAAUACAUCUUCGCGAUCAACGCUUAUAUGUUCAAUGUUGCAGAGAGUCAGCACCUAAGGGAAACUACUGCUGUUUGGAUGAUGAUUUUAUUGGUGAUAUCACUCUUGGGGAACAUCAUACUUGCUAUUGCCAUGGUGAUUGUAUGCAAGAGGAAGCAGAAGAAGGAGGACAUUACUCGUGUACGUGUUGACCCAGGAGAGGCAGGCGAUCCACAGAACCUUGAUUACGAGCUGCCUCAACAGAGUGCAGUCAGGCAACAUGCCUACCAGGGCCUCAAAGGAACGGGGAUCGACAACAUCCAAGAAGGGGUUUACGAUGACAUCGCUGAUCCAGAGAAAUUGGAAUACGUCAAUAUUUCAUCUCAAGUUCGAAAGAAGUUAUUCCCGUUGAACGUAAGGCGUCAUGUAGAGACCCCGGACUGCGUCAACGACACGCGUGACCUUUAACAUGCAAUAAGUGACAUCGCACAAGGAAUGGAUGUAGAGCUAUAUCACAUUGGGCUGCAAAAGCUUGCAACUUGUUUCAGACACAACAUUUAGAGAUGAUACUAGAAUUAGCAACAAUUUUUACUUGGAAUCACACUAAAUUGGUACUUACGACACAGUAUGUCGCACGAACUCCCCACAACAUUUGGGUAAAAAAUUUGCCUCGAGUUCGCAAACUGCAUUUCCAUAAUUUUAUUAAACUAAUUUAUUUUCACUGGCUACCUGCCGUAGCAACAAACAACAAACUCCAUUUCGUUGACGAUCAGCCAUGCAUGAAGUAUUUCGUCUUCUUUGUUGUUAGGGCAGACAGCCAGUGGAACGGAUUCUUUUAAUAAAUUAUGGAAAUGCAAGCAUUGCUUUAAACAAAUAGAACCUUAUUACUUCUCGCUCAUUUUUUCCUGAUUGAGGUGUCAUAUAAAAAGGCAGAAAAUGAACUUUCUAGAAAUGGGAUUUGUCCUUGAAAUUAAGAUACCAUUCGCCAAAUGAUUUUUUGGUACACUUUCUUUAAAUUGCUUUUAA